AUGGCGCCGAACCGACUUCUGGAGAGUACGACGACGGGUCGCGCGGCCCAACGGCCGGUCCCGCCGCCUCGAACAAGUCUCAACAAAAAUGGGAAAUCCGUGCAGAAAGACGGCACUGAAGAAGAAGAGGACUCCGAGGCCGGGUCCUAUCCCCAGAGUAUCGUCUUCGCCAAAAACAAAGCCAGCUCGAGUGAGGAAUGUCUCCAGAAUCCCCCGCCCUCCAGCAACUCGCCCGUCUCCUCCACCAGCACAAUCGGUGAUCUCAACCCCAUACCUCGACCAGUCCCAAAGCUACGCAACACCUUGACCCCGCCCCUUCCCCGGCCUCUGAUCCCCCCGCCGCCUCCACCACCCCGACCUUAUAAUAGACACAAGAAGUCGAUGGACAACGGCCAUGUCCAUCAACCGUCACCCCCUUCUUCAUCUCCGGAGGGAUCUUCUUUUGACCUCAGCAAACUUUCUUUAAGAUUUGCGGAUGAUGACGAGGCAGCUUCGAGGUUAAAAUUGAGGACACUUCGGGGGUCCAGGUCGGAUGAUGAAGAUGAUGAAUACCGACUCUCAGUUUUGGACACAAAUAAUGAGGCGUUUUUGGAUCCAAAUGAAACCGAUGAUGAGAUGCUUUGCUUUUGUGGAUGGGUUACGAUCUACAACUUGGAAAAGAAAAAGACAAAAAGGAAUUGGGCAUCGCUCAGAGGAGAUGACUUGGCAUUUUAUUUCGAUGAUGUGGUGAGUGUUUAUGCAAUUUUUAAAAUUUAGUAUGUGCUUUUAAUAAAAUUAAUUUCAGAGAGAUGUUCUCAACUUUGAAUGUAAAUCCGAAAACAUUUACUUUGUGGGGCUAAUCGAUGAUAAGAUCAAUGUCGUGUGUCGUCCUACUACCAAACGGAGUUCAAUUGUUUUUAGUUUUGUCCCAGAUAGUAACAUCGACUUCUGGUUGUUAUCUCUGUCAAAAGUAAGGAUUAUUUUUAUAUUGUCUAGCUUUUUAGGCCACAUGUCAGAAUCAAAAGUUUGUUCGCAAUGUAAUUACAUCCGCCACAGCCGGAGGAAAGAUUGUGUUGCAACAAGCGACAACGGAUGAGUGGAAUCUGGGUUGGGGAUUCGUUCAGAAUCGAGUGUUCAAGUAUUAUUUGCCGAUAUUGGAUUCCUUCUUCGAGAUUGACCUUCGAAGGGCCAUUAUGAUCAAAAAAGUGAAUAACAGGGACACUCCUUCUGUCUCCACAUCGAGUUCGCAGUUUGGAUCUAUUCAGAUUUCUGUUCCUGAAAGGUAAGGCGGUUAAUUAAGUAUUACGUGUGGCUUAUAUAAUAAUCACUUUUACAGUUCUAUUCGUUUUCAAUCGCUGAAUGAUCAAGCAACAGAAUCCUGGCUGGACUUUUUGUUCAGUUUAUUCAGGAAUGCCAAGGAUCUGGAUGACUACUCGUUAACCUCAGAUGGAGUGCCUGUAAUUGUAGAACGGUGUAUCGAAUACGUGUCUCUGAAUGGCCUUAAUAUUAAAGGAUUAUAUCGAAAGAAUGCUUCAUCAUCGGCCUGUCGUACUCUCCUCAAAGAUUUCAAGGAAAGUGAGUAAAUUCAUCCAAGAUAAAGUUGUUUUUAGACCCUUUUACAUUCAAAAUAAUGCGAAUGAAUGACGAAACGGCCAAUGUCGCUGCAGAUGUGAUGCGAUCUUUCUUCCGCCAACUUCCCGAGCCUUUGAUUUGUACCUCUGUACAUUCCUUGUUGUAUAAAAUAAAAAGUAAGGGAGCAGAUUUUAUUAAACCGUUUUUGGUUUAGAUGACAUCCAUGACGUCACUCAAAAGAAUAAUGCAUAUCGAUCGGUCUUAUCCCAGCUCCCAGAUGUAAAUUACAAAACAUUGCGUCGAUUACUGCAACAUCUUGUCGAAGUUUCAAAACAUUCCUCGGAGAACUUGGCCUCAACCGAAAACUUGGCCAAAGUUUUUGCUCCAACAAGUUUCCAAGUGGACGGGAAUGGUGGCGGACAAGCUGAACUGCAGGCUUUCAUGAGUAAUAUCCAGGUUCAAAUUGGUGUUAUGAUGGAUCUUCUUCUCCAUUUUGACACUGUUUUCCCUAAAACAUCCCAACAAAUAAUAGCUGAUACCAGACUCGAACAAAUUAGAACUAAUGCUAUUCCAAAGGUAAGAUAACAUCAAACUGAUUACGUUAUGUUUUAGGCAACAAGCAAUUCAAGACUUGUGUCUGUGGUCUUCAAGGACCAAAGUUUUCGAGUUCCAUCCAACUACACAAUCGGUCAUGUUCUCCAGUAUUUUAUCGAGGAAUUGAGAAAGGGGGAUCCAAACAAAGCAUAUGGAGUAUUCGAGAACCACGCUGACGGAAGGUUAAGGAGGAGGUGCAGACAGGACGAAAUCGUCGAGGACGUUUUGGUCGACAAGUGGCACAAAUUACCUGCUUUUGUGACGGAUUCUUUGUUAAUCACCGAAAUUCCGGGGGAAACUGCAGAUAAAGUAAUUUGUUGUUCCAUUGCUUUAGUUGGCUUUUUUUAUGACUAACUAUAUGAUUUCAGAAGACGAUUGCCUUCUUAUCCGACGUUUUAUUCUCUGAAGCCGGUUCCAAAAAGUUCAAGUCAUGCAGUUUCAAGAUCGAAUCCGGGGUUCGAGUUGUCUGCUUUUCUACAGUAGGUUCAUUCCGGGGUUUACCCAUAUUUUUAGCGGAUGAAAGAGCUCUACAGAUGGGAGUUGGAGGAUACAAUAUGGUUUGAAGGAUGUGAUGAACGCUCUCCUCCCACCGAUCAUGCGCUCACUUUCUUCUGCACGCGUGGGAUUCAUGAGCAUAAGCAAAAACACAAAUUCCUGGGAUUCUGCCUUGCUUUCAAGUCCAGAGAUGACCUAAAACUCUGGCUCAAUUGUGUUCGCAUCUGUCAGGGAGAACAAGAUUAG
This is a messenger RNA of Bursaphelenchus xylophilus (pine wood nematode), 2886 nucleotides long. The record is from the annotation of a GenBank genome assembly. Lineage: Eukaryota; Metazoa; Nematoda; Chromadorea; Rhabditida; Aphelenchoididae.